Messenger RNA from Rhizophagus irregularis DAOM 181602=DAOM 197198, 1260 nucleotides. Lineage: Eukaryota; Fungi; Glomeromycota; Glomeromycetes; Glomerales; Glomeraceae. The record is from RefSeq and is a predicted model, not a curated record.
AUGAGCAAAAAUUAUAUUGGCCGUGACGUUCUCGUUUCUUAUUUAAGAGAACAAAAAAAACCAUCAUACCGCGGAUUUCUGGCUCUUUAUCAGGACGAAAUUAUAACUUCGCCUCCAUUUUUAGAUAAUUGGAGCCGUACUGAUAAGAUUUGGGCCGGUCGAUUUCUGAAAGCUUCUGAAGAACAUGAAGAAAGUAAUUAUGAAGAUAUGAAGAAGAAGGUAGAUUCAGAACGUUCCGGUGAUGGUUUGAAAAAUUAUUGGGAAAAGAUAAUUGAGGAACGUGAAAGGCGUGAAAGGAAUCACACUAUAAAACGAAAGACUGAAGAUAAAGAAAAUGUUCACGCAUGGACAAAAAGAAAGAUUUCCUCACCUCCAGAAAAGGCAUCAUCUUUUUCUUCAAUUCAGGUUACUUUAUCUUCCAUUCUUUCAGAAGAGAUCUCUCUAUCAACUGUUAUAUGCAAUACUUUACCAAAUCUCAUCUAUCUUGAGUUACGUGGUAAGUCAAAUUCAAGUACCGAGUCCACUGAGCAACGAUUUCCCGAUGAGAUCACAAAUUGGGUGGGGUUUGAACAGGAAGUAAGAGCUUGGAAGCCAGAGGAGGAUAUUAAAUAUCCAACACCAACGUUCAGUAAGUGUCGGAAAGUCACUUGCGAAAAGGACAUUUGGACUGCAUCAGAUAUUAAUAUAUUUGAUGCAUUAACACCAUUGGAUCAAUCCAUUCUUUUUUUGGAUGGUCGUGCCUUAAAGGAUACUAUCGGACAACCAGAUUUUGUUGUAGUAAAUGGUAACAUGUUACUACUUGUGGCUUGGGAAUGCAAACCUAAGUGGGUUUUGCAAGUACCCCAAAAUGAGGAUAUUAUCUCCCUCUACUAUCAGGAGAAGAAAGAACGAGAAGGGACAUUAGUUUAUUCAAAAGAUACCUCAGUAUUUGACCCCAUAAAUCAGAUAUAUGGCUAUAUGUGUGCCAAUAGUUUGAGGUAUGGCGUUCUUUCAACGUAUGACCAAACGUGGUUCCUUAAAAGGAGAGUAUAUAAAGUAGAGGAAGAAAACUAUGGAUUAUUAAGUAUAUCGGGCUUUAUUAAAAACACAUCAACGGACCCUACAUUACUUAGAUCCGUCGCUUACAUUAUCAACCUCGCCUCUAAUGAUCGUUAUGCACCCUUCCUUAAUAAACCCAUAAUGAUUACUAACGAUACCAAUGAAGGUGAUGAAGUUGAUGAUGAAUCUUCUGACGACGGAGACUUUAAGGCAGGCUACUAG